Messenger RNA from Ziziphus jujuba (common jujube), 507 nucleotides. RefSeq names its product (R)-mandelonitrile lyase 3-like. Gene Ontology annotation, molecular function: oxidoreductase activity, acting on CH-OH group of donors; flavin adenine dinucleotide binding. Lineage: Eukaryota; Viridiplantae; Streptophyta; Magnoliopsida; Rosales; Rhamnaceae. The transcript has 2 exons. The record is from RefSeq and is a predicted model, not a curated record. Bases 1 to 507 code for a protein of 168 amino acids.
AUGAAAUCUGUAUACAAUGCCACUGAUCUUCCAUUAAAAGAAGAGUAUGACUAUAUAAUAGUGGGAGGUGGUACAGCAGGCUGUCCUUUGGUUGCAAGUUUAUCAGCAAACUACUCGGUUCUUGUCCUUGAAAGGGAUGGUGUUGCGAAUGUUAGAGGAAGAGUCCUUGGUGGGAGCAGCAUGAUCAAUGGGGGAUUCUACUCCAAAGCUGAUGGCCAAUUCUAUAAUGAAUCUGGCAUUCAUUGGGACAUGGACGAGGUUGAGGAGGCAUAUCAGUGGGUGGAAGACACUAUUGUUUUCCAACCAAAUCUUUUGGUUUGGCAAUCUAUUGUCAGAGAAGCUUUAUUGGAAGCACGAGUUGGUCCUGGCAAUGGAUUCAGUCUGCAACACUUAGUGGGAACCAAAACUUCUGGUUCAACCUUCGAUAAUGAGGGAAAGAGACAUGGAGCUGUGGAACUUCUUAAAAAAGGCGAAUUGAAGAACUUGAAAGUGGCAGUUGAGGCCUAG